AUGUCGGCCCGGAAGCUCGGGGGAGGGAGGAUCAUAGGAAACGGAAAAGGUCUUGCACCGCCCCAGCCUCAAACUCGACCAUCAAAGCCGCGGGCUCGAGAGACCAGCCCCUAUGCGCCCUCGGACGCCUCCUCUACCGACCACUAUUCCACCUCCCAAAACUCCAUCUCCCCGCCCUCAUCAUCCACCCCCAUCGCCGACUUUGGGCCCCAGGACCUUGCCUCCAGAAUCAGUAUCGGCGGCCCUUCCGAUGCCGGCGCCUCCAGCGCGAGGCUGGUGUGUCCCAUAUGUGACGAGGAGAUGCUGACGCUGCUCCAACUCAACCGCCACAUCGAUGAUAAUCACCAGGAGCUUCCUGAAGUGCAACAGGAUGAGGUCAAGACGUGGUUCGACAAGCAGGUCCUCAAGGCCAAGCGCUUCCAGCCGCUGUCGCUGAUCAAUUCCAAACUACGAGGCCUCGAAGUGUUCGAGCCAAACGAGAUGCAACCCAUCGCACCGCCCCCGAGCAUCUCUGGGCCCAGGCCACCGCUCGAUACCGUUGUCGACCCAGACGAGAUGGUGACACGAAAACACUGGCAACGGUCGACUGGAAAUGACAGGGGCUACUGGUGCCGAGUGUGCGAGACUUGCUACAAGUCUAGAGAGGGUUACAACGAUCACAGCGGUGUCAUGGUGGAUCAUACCGAUGCUUUUGUCGCAACAAGGAGGAGGAAGGUGGAGAGACAGAACCUCGAAAUCCAGAGGCUGGAGAAGCGGUUGACCAAGUUGACCCAGCUGCUGGCCUACCCUCCUGACGAGGCAGUUGGAGGUGGAGGGGGGUUGUUGUCGCCAGUCACGACGUUAGCCGGACAGAAGAAUGCUCGGAAACAGCUCGAGCAGUCUGUUGUGACAUGGGAGGAAGAUGUCAACGUGCCCCGGUGCCCAUUCUGCCAGCAGGAGUUCUCCUGGUCCUUCAGGAGGCAUCAUUGCCGGAUGUGUGGCAGAGUUGUCUGUGCAGAUUUGCAGACGGGCUGCUCUAGUGAGGUUGGCUUGAACGUCAACAAGCCACUAUCCAACGGGACCGGUAACGAGAAGCCCAACACACCCAAGGGUCACCACAUCAGUGUCGAUGUGCGGAUGUGCCGCGACUGCAAACACACGAUAUUCUCCAAGCGCGACUUUCAAGACGCAGUCUUGUGUAAGCCGCCGGAUCAAAGGGCCUAUGAGACACUUCGCCAGUUUGAGCGCGGCAUCCGACUUCUAAUGCCGUCGUUCCAGAGGGCGCUCGUGGCACUCCAGCCGCCAGAGGAUGACUUAUCGCUGGACCGACCACCGCCAUCGCACGCACAGAUCCAAGAAGCGAACAAACUGCGCAAAAGACUGACAGAUAGCUUUGCAAAAUAUCAUGUCGCGGCAAAGCGGAUCCGCGACAUGAAGACCGCAAGCCCCACACAGCUCAGGCUUCAGAAGAACGUGUACACAGCCGCAAGCUCCUUUCUGCACACGUACAUGCUACCCAUGAAGAGCUUACCCAGCAUGCUGAAGAGGAACCUGGGUAAUCCGGGCGGCUCUGGUAACCACCGGCGGCUCCUGGGCGCCACUGAUCGGCACGGCAGCUCUGGUUCGGUGCCUGGGGCGUUCUCUCCCUUGCGCAAAGGCGAGUCUGCCGAGCCUGGCUCGGAGACGGCCAGCCUUGGCGGGGCGAGUGAAACGAGCACAGCAGUGUCUGCGCUCGAGACGGAGGAGAAGGAACUACGGGAGAGACUGGUUGUGCUGGAGGAGCAGAGGUUCCUUGUGCAGGAGAUGGUGAAUAAUGCACGCGCAUCGAGACGAUUUGAGGAGGUCAGUGCGCUGAACAAGAACGUGGAGGAAUUGGACCGCGAAAUAAAUGCUCUGAGCAACGCCGUGGACGGCGUGGAACACCGGUGGGAGGGGUUUUAUUCCCAGGGGGCAACUGCGUGA
This is a messenger RNA of Diaporthe amygdali, 1941 nucleotides long. Its product is annotated as FYVE zinc finger. Bases 1 to 1941 code for a protein of 646 amino acids. Gene Ontology annotation, molecular function: metal ion binding. NCBI's taxonomy places the organism in Eukaryota, Fungi, Ascomycota, Sordariomycetes, Diaporthales, Diaporthaceae. The record is from RefSeq and is a predicted model, not a curated record. The transcript is spliced from 3 exons.